Messenger RNA from Myotis davidii, 1247 nucleotides. RefSeq names its product ER lipid raft associated 2 (gene ERLIN2). Bases 111 to 1130 code for a protein of 339 amino acids. Lineage: Eukaryota; Metazoa; Chordata; Mammalia; Chiroptera; Vespertilionidae. Gene Ontology annotation, molecular function: ubiquitin protein ligase binding; cholesterol binding. Gene Ontology annotation, biological process: SREBP signaling pathway. Gene Ontology annotation, cellular component: endoplasmic reticulum membrane; endoplasmic reticulum. The record is from RefSeq and is a predicted model, not a curated record. The transcript has 13 exons.
ACGGGCCCGGAAGGAAGUGGCGGGCGGAGGGGUGUGGCGGUUUCUGCGGUUGCGAAGGGGUUCGGACGGGUACGGAGCGCCUGGAGGGACACCUGGAUAAAGGCUCGCUGAUGGCUCAGUUGGGAGCAGUUGUGGCUGUGGCUACCAGUUUCUUUUGUGCAGCUCUCUUCUCAGCCGUGCACAAGAUAGAAGAGGGACAUAUUGGGGUAUAUUACAGAGGCGGUGCCCUGCUGACUUCCACCAGCGGCCCUGGUUUCCAUCUCAUGCUCCCUUUCAUCACAUCAUAUAAGUCUGUGCAGGUAUAUUUGGCUUGUGAGUCAUUUAAGAAUGUACCUUGUGGGACUAGUGGUGGUGUGAUGAUCUACUUUGACAGAAUUGAAGUGGUGAAUUUCCUGGUCCCAAGUGCAGUAUAUGAUAUAGUGAAGAACUAUACUGCCGACUAUGACAAGGCCCUCAUCUUCAACAAGAUCCACCAUGAACUGAACCAGUUCUGCAGUGUGCAUACACUUCAGGAGGUCUACAUUGAGCUCUUUGAUCAAAUUGAUGAAAAUCUCAAACUGGCUUUGCAACAGGACCUGACCUCCAUGGCCCCUGGGCUUGUCAUCCAAGCUGUGCGGGUGACAAAGCCCAAUAUUCCUGAGGCGAUCCGCAGAAACUACGAAUUGAUGGAAAGUGAGAAGACAAAGCUUCUCAUUGCAGCCCAGAAACAGAAGGUGGUGGAAAAAGAAGCUGAGACAGAGCGGAAGAAGGCCCUCAUUGAGGCAGAAAAGGUGGCUCAGGUUGCAGAAAUCACCUAUGGACAGAAGGUGAUGGAGAAGGAAACUGAGAAGAAGAUUUCAGAAAUUGAAGACGCUGCGUUCCUGGCGCGGGAGAAGGCAAAGGCUGAUGCUGAGUGCUAUACUGCUAUGAAAAUGGCCGAAGCGAAUAAGCUGAAGCUGACCCCUGAAUAUCUGCAGCUGAUGAAGUACAAGGCCAUUGCUUCCAACAGCAAGAUUUACUUUGGCAAAGACAUCCCUAACAUGUUCAUGGACUCCGCAGGCAGUCUGGGCAAGCAGUUUGAGAGCCUAGCUGACAAGCUGAGUUUUGGCUUAGAAGAUGAACCCUUGGAGGCAGAUCCAGAGGAGAAUUGAAAGAAAAUUUUUAUAUAACCUCAGAUGACACUUAAAGAGAUCUUUAUUUUUUAAUGAUGAACCAGGAUGCCCCUCCCUCUCACACUACCUUCUUUGACUGUCUUCCAAGUACUGUGG